UCAUCAGCGUGAACGAGUACAACAUGUCAGCGUUCUGUAGGUGUGAAACGUUCCUCGUGAUAUCAUUGGAUUGAAGACAAAUUAUUGUGUUAAGCUCUGUUUUUUUAGUGGUUAAAAUUGUAUACGAAGGUGCUCUGUUUAUUACUGAACAAAGUGACAUUACAUUGAAUAAGUGAAAUGGCAGAUUACAUCCAAGUAACAGAAGAUGAAAAUGACCCUGACGCCACGAUAGAACUCCCAGCAGAACUGCCGAGCCCCGAAGGCGCGUCCAUCUUAUUGUCGACGAUCGUCGCCCAGUUCCCGGGGGCGACUGGAUUGAAGUACCGCAAUCCCGAAUCAGGAACAAUGCGAGGGCUCCGAGUAGUCGAAGGCCGGGUUAUGGCGCCAGAUGGAGUUUGGCAAAAUCAUCUCUAUGUUGUCACAUUCCCGAAAGAAAACAAGAGGAAGGGAGAUGACACGCGAGAACUUCCUGUGGGAAAAACAAGAAAAACAGACGACAGGAGAACGUCGGAUCUGAUUGUACUAGGUCUAGACUUCAGCACAACGGUAGAAGGCAUGAAGGAUUACUUUUCACAAUAUGGAGAAUUGGUGAUGACACAGCUGAAGAAAGACCCCAAAGGCAAAUCAAAGGGAUUUGGCUUCAUCAGAUAUCGAGAUGUGGAAUCACAGAAUGCCGUGAACAACAAGAGGCAUAAGAUUGAUGACAGGUGGUGUGAAGUCAAAUAUCCAGAUUCACAGCAACCAGAGAAGAGGAAACUCUUUGUUGGGCGAUUAUCACCCGAUAUAAAGGAAGAUGAUCUCUACCAGUACUUUGCCAAGAUCGGAACUGUCACAGAUGUAUUCAUCCCCAAGGAAUUCAGGGGAUUUGCAUUUGUUACGUUAGAGAGCGCACAGAUUGCGCAGGGUCUCAUUGGCCAGGACCACAUUAUCAAUGGAAACAGCGUGUUGAUCAACUAUGCAGACCCCAAGAACAAACAAGGCCAGAAUCCCCACCAACAAGGAGGAAGGCCUCCCUUUGGGAACAGAGAUGGUGGAGGUUUCUCUCAUGGAGGACGAGGAGGUUACCAGAAUGACUACUUCAGGAACAAGCAAGGUGGUGGUGGUGGUAAUGAUGGUAGUGGUAGCGGGAGUUAUGGGGGUGGGGGUUACAACAACAUGAAUUCCUCAGGUCAGGGUCAGAUGAUCCCCAACAACCCCCAGGGCGGGGGAGGUGGCAUGGGGAAUCCCGCCGCAGCCGCCAUGGGGAUGUUGAACCCACAAGGUAACAUGAACCAAAACCAGCUCAACCAGGCCGUGCUGGCGGCGGCCCUGAACCAGGCCGGGUUGGGGAUGGUCGGGAGUCUCUUGAUGGGGGGCGGGGCGGGAAUGAACGCCCUGCAGGCGCAGGCAAGCAUGGCCCAGACGGCGCAGGCGCAGGGAAACCAGGCGACCACACCCCAGACUCAGAAUAACCCCGCUAUAACCGCUGAAUCGACAGCGUACCAGGCCCAACAGCAGGCUGCUGCGAUGGGAUGGGGUGCAGGGAACCCAGCCCAAGGGGCUGGUGAUGGUACAGGGGGCCAGUUCUACGGGGCAGGCAAUAAGCAGGCGUCGGGCUGGUAGAUGUACUACUUUAAUCAUUAAUUGCUUUUAAUCUGAAAAUGAUACCCUGAUUAUUUAUUUUCCAGCUAUAUUUAGGCAUUUUGUAUUAAUCUUUGAAAACAAAGCACAUAGUGAUUUACAGGCCCACAUGAUCAAUUCUAAUUGGAUAGCCUUUCUUCAUGGUUCUUUAUUUGAUAAAUAAAUGCAAAAUUUCUAUGACAAAUUUGCUUUCAGCCAAAUCACAGGAUUUUUGAUAAAAUAACAUAAUUUUUGCUAACGUCUAAUUUGUCGUCGGUCAAUCUCCAUUUACUGAGAUACAUAUUCUAGAUCAGUAAAGAUGAAAAUCUACAGUUGUUUCCCCUAUUUGUAAUCUGUUUAAUCCUAUCUUUCAAAAUGAAGAGAUUUGUUGCAUCUUUUGCAGUAAGCCAGUGAAGAUGGUCAUCUAUCAUUCUCAGUUCAAUCAGGCGUUUGUCAGUAAAGCAAUGAUGCCAAUAACUUUUUUUAUAAAUUGAACACCGGCACUUACACACACAGCUAUUCAAGUCAUGAAGUAAUAAAUGUUAAGAGUUCUGCGCUCAGGUAAGUACCAUGGUUACAGUUCCUUAGAAUAUCCCUUUCAGGACAAAAGUUAGAAAAUUCUUAUGGUUUUUCAUUAUUACUUGAAUAAGAGCCAUACAAAGAAUUGAAACAAGAUAUCUAAAAUUUGAAGAAUGUAAUAUGUUUUGAAUAAUGUGGCGGUAAAAAAAAGGCAAUUUUUUGUAGAAUAUGAGAUCGAGCUACUCUUGUUCUCAAAGGGAUAUGUAAAUUAAUGAUAGAAAUAAACCUGCUUUCAUUGUGUAAAAUAUUAAUUGUUCAGUAUUGAAAGUACACAGGUAUAUUUUUCUAAUAAAAUUCAUUUGAAAUGAAAAGGAACAAAGUAGCCAGAAUGUUGACUAAUUUUAGACUCCAAAGACUGAUGCUGAUGGAUCCGAUGUGUAUGGAGUGCAGAACUAUUUGAUUUGGGUUUUAGAUUUCACUGAAAUAGUGUGUGUACUUGCUUUGAUAUAUCUAUUUGUAUUCAUAUCAUUUUUUCUUUGCGGAAUGAUUCUGGUGAUUUAAGAUGCCCCCAAACGUUAAGCUUGUAUGAAUCAUGGGGUGAGGCCAUAUGAUUGAGAUAACAUGUUAAGAUAGACAAUGCACAAUAUCUUGUAAGAACUUCAGGCAUGUAUGCAUUUAUGUAUCAUUUUGAUUGAACCGAUCUGUUAUGUAGUGACAUCGUUGCAGUUUUACUGUGUGAACCAUUGGUUGCAUAUGCUUAGAAUGAAAUGCUUGAAUCACCUGUACCUUUAUGGUACCUUGUGUACCGGUGUGGUACCUGUACCUGCGUGGUGCCUGUUACUGUAUGGUACCUUUACCUUUAUGGUAUGUUAAAAACACCUUGUGCAGGUGAAGUUUUGCUGUGUGAACCAUUAUGCUUAGAAUGAUGUAUUCGAAGGUCCCGCACCUUGUACGUAAAACAAGACUUGUAUCGGAGUCUGUGACGUGUGUACUGUUUCCUAUGCUGUAACUAUUCACACUGAUCCUGUCAGCAGUAAUGUGAAGUACUAAGUAGCAUUCUUUGACACACUUGAAAUGAACAGAACAUCAGGUUCGUUAAAUCUUUUAGGUGAUUGAAGAGUGUUAUAAUGAGCCAAAGAUUGCUAGUGAGUACCGGAUGUGCUACGAAUGUUCAAUCUCUGAUAACUAGUGAUGUGUCUUCACUCUCCAGAAGGCUUGGCAAAAACUGACAAAUGCAUAAAUGUGCUGCUCAUUAUGAUCGUGAUAUAUGGAGUUGUAAAGAAUGUACUGUACAGAUGAUUGUAAAUUGUGGUCCAUUCUUUUAUUACCUCUGUAAUCUGAGCAGUGAAAGUGUAUGAAAAUUGAUAUUCUGAUUCAUGAAUGUAAAUGACCUACAUAUAUUAUGAUUGUUGUGACCUAAAGAAGCGAGCAUUUCUGAUGUGUUGAUUGAUAAUUCAAUUGUAAUUUAUAUUUUAUGACAUGUUGGUGUUGGUCUGCCAAAAGGAAUAUGACAGAUUCGAUGUCAUCGAAUUUGAAGACAAAUGAUUGACCAUGUAUAGAUCUAUUAAUGUAUGUUAUGAACCUCUGAUUGAGCCACUACUGUAUAGGUUUGAUAAUUGAUUAUUUGGGGUGUCAUGUUCAUCUGUGGAUGAGGUGUGACGCUCAUUUCUCAGCAAAAUGUAUCUUCCAUCCAGUAUGUGUUUAUUGAAAUAAUGUUGAACUUUGGAGAGCUGAAUGACACUUGAACCAUGCCUGAUGACAAAAAAUGGGUUUGGAUUUGUGUUUAGAGCUUUCGAUUUGUACUUUUCUGUCUGGAUUGUGAUAUCAUUUCGAAGGACAUCUGUAUGGAUUUAAUAUCAGAUUAUGUGAACAUUAUGGUAAUGCAGUUGACAGAAUGAUGUUUUUAUUGAUAAAUGAAAAAUGUGGCUAUGAUGUUGCUGGAAUG
Messenger RNA from Lytechinus variegatus (green sea urchin), 4063 nucleotides. RefSeq names its product TAR DNA-binding protein 43-like. The coding region runs from base 178 to 1602 and encodes 474 amino acids. The transcript is spliced from 6 exons. The record is from RefSeq and is a predicted model, not a curated record. Gene Ontology annotation, cellular component: nucleoplasm. Gene Ontology annotation, biological process: regulation of gene expression. Gene Ontology annotation, molecular function: RNA binding. NCBI's taxonomy places the organism in Eukaryota, Metazoa, Echinodermata, Echinoidea, Temnopleuroida, Toxopneustidae.